Molecule: messenger RNA, 5408 nt
Organism: Pelobates fuscus (common spadefoot toad)
Lineage: Eukaryota; Metazoa; Chordata; Amphibia; Anura; Pelobatidae
Gene: GSK3B
Product: glycogen synthase kinase 3 beta
Exons: 11
Coding region: 197-1477 (426 amino acids)
Biological process (GO): regulation of neuron projection development; extrinsic apoptotic signaling pathway in absence of ligand; insulin receptor signaling pathway
Cellular component (GO): glutamatergic synapse; cytoplasm; nucleus
Molecular function (GO): ATP binding; tau-protein kinase activity; protein serine/threonine kinase activity
Source: RefSeq, a predicted model, not a curated record
CCAUUGGAUUGCCCCCCUGAGGGAUGGUGGCAGAGCAUUGACUGCCUCUGGGAUAAGGUGACUGCAUUCGGUGCACCUGGACUCCUCUGGUGCACCCCAUCUGAUUGUAAAGGGGCUGAGGCUGGGGUCUUGAUGGUCUUGCCCUCUGUCUGGCUUUUUUAACGAAGAGAGAAGGUGAGGGAGGAGCUGGAGCAUCAUGUCGGGGAGGCCGAGAACCACAUCCUUUGCAGAAAGCUGCAAGCCAGUGCAGCAGCCGUCCUCGUUUGGCAGCAUGAAAGUCAGCCGAGACAAAGAUGGCAGCAAAGUAACCACGGUGGUUGCGACCCCAGGCCAGGGUCCUGACCGCCAACAGGAAGUCAGCUACACCGAUACGAAGGUGAUUGGCAAUGGAUCUUUUGGUGUAGUUUAUCAAGCCAAACUCUGUGACUCGGGAGAGCUUGUGGCAAUCAAGAAAGUACUGCAGGAUAAAAGAUUCAAGAACCGAGAGCUUCAAAUAAUGAGGAAGUUGGACCACUGCAACAUAGUCCGUCUACGCUACUUCUUCUAUUCUAGCGGAGAAAAGAAGGAUGAGGUUUACUUAAACCUGGUGCUGGACUAUGUUCCUGAAACUGUGUACAGAGUCGCAAGACAUUACAGCCGAGCCAAGCAAGCGCUCCCCAUGAUUUAUGUGAAGUUGUACAUGUAUCAGCUGUUUCGAAGUUUAGCCUACAUUCAUUCCUUUGGAAUUUGCCACCGAGACAUUAAACCACAGAACCUACUGCUGGACCCAGACACGGCCGUAUUAAAACUCUGUGACUUUGGCAGUGCAAAGCAGCUGGUUCGUGGAGAACCCAACGUUUCGUACAUCUGUUCUCGGUACUACAGAGCCCCAGAGUUGAUCUUUGGAGCCACCGAUUACACCUCCAGCAUAGAUGUGUGGUCAGCGGGCUGUGUAUUAGCAGAACUUCUCCUGGGCCAGCCCAUCUUCCCUGGGGACAGCGGUGUGGACCAGCUUGUGGAAAUCAUCAAGGUUCUUGGUACACCGACACGGGAGCAGAUUCGAGAAAUGAAUCCAAAUUACACAGAGUUCAAGUUCCCACAGAUAAAGGCACAUCCGUGGACUAAGGGUUAUGUCUUUUUGCAGGUGUUCAGAGCGCGCACUCCCCCAGAGGCCAUUGCGCUGUGCAGCCGGCUGCUGGAGUACACACCUACUGCUCGUCUCACCCCCUUGGACGCCUGUGCUCACUCCUUCUUCGAUGAGCUCCGGGACCCCAACCCCAAGCUUCCUAAUGGCCGUGAAUUCCCUGCACUCUUUAACUUUACCACUCAAGAAUUAUCAAGCAACCCCUCCCUAUCAUCUACUCUCAUACCUGCCCACGCUCGAAACCAAGCCUCCGUGUCUACGCCUACAAACGCCACAGCAACGUCAGAUUCAAAUGCCGGGGACCGUGGGCCAACCAACAACGCAGCCUCUGCAUCUGCCUCCAACUCCACCUGAGUCAAUUAGAAGCAUGUUCAGGGCACGGGCGAAAAGGGCAAAGUAGCAACGGGGAGGGGGAAACACAUGCCCUGUCCCUGGGACUCCUCCCACAAAACACUGGCCACAUUUAUCAAAGAAAAAAUACUGAAAAAAAAAUAUAAGAAACUGUAAAGGAUAUGCCAUCUUCUGUUGAUUUUAGUGGUUCAGUUUUUUUUUUUUACUAUUAUUAUUAUUUAACCUUUGUAAAAUAUCUAUAAAUACAGUUCUUUAUUUUAUUUUUAAUUUUUAUUUUAAGUCUCUUGUGUUUCUCGGGUGAGAGAGGAGAGGUGUGAUUGUAAAUAGAAGUUGCUUCUCUCCUCUGUCUCCGGGAGGCAGUUUAGCUGUUCCUGUGCUGGAGUGUUGGCUUCAGCAGAGGAGGAGUUAACGGGAAGCUUGCCACAAUGCUUUCACCCUCCAGACCCCAUUGUCCCGUUUUCCUAAGGAUUCUGCUGUAAUCACCUGCCGGUGGGUGGCUGCUGAGGCCAGGUUAAGUAAAAAAUAAAAAAAAAUCACUCCCCCAAAAAAUCUAAAUAAGAAGCGGUGUCCAGAAAUUUGGCCGCAGCCCGCCCGAGGCCCUCCGCCAUACCGGAUUGAUUCUCGGAGUGCCUUAUUGUUUGAGAUGCCGUCAAAGGAGUGCAAGCAUGCCUUGCGUUCUCAUCCCGUCUGUCUAUAAACUCCUCUAAAGUCUGGCACAGAGAUUGCAAAACCUGCGAGCUUCUCAAUGGGCAGCUCUGUCCUUCACCAUUUCACUUUCUUCCCUUUGUUUAGGUGGAGAAAACAUUUCAUCGUUUUCAUGUGUAUUUGUUUUCCCCCACGUAAUUCUGUUCUUGUUGUAGAUGCAGAUUUGCCAAAUUUGGAUUGUGAAUACAAAUCUGACAAGAUGGGUAGUUUUAACAGUAUAAUGUGCAGUGUUUGGGAAAGCCUGUCUGGCUAGAGGCAAUGUUACUAGAGGGUGGGUGGUUGGCUGCGCUGCAUGGACUCCCAGGGGCAGACAGAGCAUUGCAUAUUCUCUUCUGGCAUUUCCAUGGGCAUUAAGUCUGCUUUGGUGGUCUUAACAUGGCUACUUCAAGCUGGUCCUCUCUUUCCAUGGGGCUUGGUUGAAUGAUAUCACAGCCAUAUUUAUCCAGAGACUGUACCCCAACACACCCCAAACCCCGUGUCUUAACCCUUCCACUGUUAGAACUGCAUGUGCAAUGUGAUUGAUGGAUCUCUCCUUCACUUCCUGACCUGUUACUGGGUGCUAGGAUUAUACUAACCUUCCCUCUGGCUGCUAACAGGGUGACUUGUAGGAUCUCACAGCAUGGUUCUGUCCUGCCCUGUCCUGUAAUCUGCAGAUUUCUCUAUGUGCCAUUUGGGUGAAUGGUCUACAUGAUCUGAGCCAGCAUACAUUACGUGCAGCGCUCAGACUGACCAGGCGGGGGAGCUCUGCUGUUUAAUAUUGACUAUUUGCUGUCCUGCCCACAUUCUAAUUGGGAACAAGGGUGUGCAAGAUGUUAAAAUUAAUGAGCAGUCUUCUAUUUGUAUUUAGCCUUUUAAAAGAUAUCUGCUAUUUACCAAUUUUGUGAUUUUUAAUGUUUUGUGUUUUUUUUGUUUUUUUUAUUUAAAUAAAAAAAAAAAAAUCACAGCUUUUAUAGAUUGGCAAUGUGAGUCGAACAUCCUGUCACUGGAACAUUAAAUGGGCAGAAUUUUAAUUUCCCAUAAUGGUAAUUUAAUAUUAUCUGUUGGGAAUAAAUCGCAGGAAACCGAGUGGAAUGUUCAGGUUAACCUGAGACGCACAGACAAUGCCUACGUUACACACAAACUGGACGUAAACUUUAGUAAGGCAAACUGUCCCAGAAGUCAUUUAUUGGUUUGAUGUAACUAUGAAAAGAAAUUAAUAAUCUUUUCUAUUCAUUGGAUCCUGCUGUCCCCGUUCGUUCAACCCUCUGUAGCUCUGAGUGUAGCGCUUGUUGUGUUAAUGUUGGGGACACCAUUGUCACUGCUGCUGGCAUGUUGUGUAUUUGGGUUUGGCCUCAGUAAUAUGAGGAGUAUUUGUGGCUGUAGACAGUGUGAUGAUUUCCCAGCAAUAGGAAUUUCUCUAAGGUUAGUGAAGGAACCCUUUCAAUUCAAUUUUUAACCCAUUCGCAGACGCUCUCUCCAGGAGUGCCAUGGCGGCUAAUUCUGCUUCUGCUUGCAUUUAACCCUUUCUGAAUUGGAUCUUUUUGAUAUCCUGCAGAAAACUGUGGAGAUUGACAGAAUGAUAUUUUCUCUGGUUUUGCCAAGACAGCUUUCAUGUCACAGGAGUAGCAUUGUCUUGUUUUUAUGUGAUGUUUCCUCCUGCUGUCUUUUUAUCGUUCCAUAAAUUGCAUAUUUUAAUUGCUAGAAUAAGCAGAUUUGGGAGCUUUUAUCUCUGACAUAUGCUCCUUCUAUGCAAUCUGUGUUCACUUGCCACCUGGAGCGGCUGGGAAUGUUCUGAAUGGGCAUGCAGAGUUUGUUUGGCAUCCAAACAUCUCUGGUAUAAGAUCACAGCAAAACAUUUUGGAGAGUAGGGACCUGGAUUCUCCAAUCUCCUGUGUUUUCCUUGCAUGCUACUCUUGUUCCAGUAAGAGAGCAUCCAUGUCAGACCUCUCACUGCGCAGCUAUCUGUGUCUCAGAUAUCUGAUAUUCAAACUGCAGAGCUCCAUCGGGGGUCCUCCAGUGACCCCGUAGACCCCAGGUUUCAAAAUCUCUCUCCCACUGUGGAUUGUUUUUUUAUUAUUGUAGCUCAUGCUAUGGUAAACUCUACAUAUUCUCCAUCGCAGAGCGCUUGUGUUUUACCGUAAGUUCCCUAAUAAUGGCAGGGAUUAGUAUAAUACCUGUGCACUCCUGGCAUCACAUAUGUACCAGGGAUGGUCGCCUGCCCACCCUGAUGUUUAAUGUCUGAGUGAACAAAUGCAUCUUCUAAAGCCAUGUCUUUGUAUAGAGUUGGUGCUGAUUUCCUUUUUUACAGAUAUUUGUUUAGCAAAAGGCUUUGUGUUCAGGGUUUCUGUCUGCCCCUCUGGCACAGACUGGCAGUCGCUCACACUGUGAUGGAUCUAAAUCCCCAAUGGUCCGUAACCGUAUGCCCUCAAUCCUCUAACAAUCAUUGUCAGCAGGUUCUCAGGGGGCUUGCCCAGUACCCCCACUAGUGCCGUCUGCACACCCCCUUUAAGUUUUCCAAGUCCCCUUGGGAUGUCCGUGGCAGAUAACACAGAACCACGACUAGAGACAACGGAGGAGUUUAAACUUUGCUUACUUUGUGUCUCCUGCAUUCCACCAGUGAAAUCUCAGUGUGUGUUCUGUGUGAAAAUCAUUGUGUUAAGAAACAAUUUCAUAUUGUGGUUCUACAGCUUCUGUGAGAUUCUACAUCUGUAUCGGCUGUUCUGUGGCCAGAGAGGAAUAAAAUGAGAAGGAUGGACCGGGUCAGGGGUAGCCAGACUGUCUACAGCUAGGGAUUGUGGGAAUUGUUUUACCAAUAGCUAAACAUUGACAGAUUGGCUAUUCCCUGUAAACUGCUUUUUUAAGACUCAAACUUUAAAAUAUAUAUGUUUUUUUUGUUUGGUUUUUAACCCUCUCCUCACCCAGUAAGAGCAAAUUGGGUUCUGAGUGAUCAUUGAUGACUACUGGUCUCAAUGACGCCAUGUAACGCCAGUCUCACAGCCAUCCCACACAUUUCUAACCGAUAUGACCAAACAUACACACAACCCUCCAGUGCUCUCUGGAUCAAUAUAAAUGUAGACUCUACGCACAGCCCUGAUCCUUUUAUUGUAAUCAAACAUAUCAGAUUCCCUGAGUUUUGUUCCUUCCAAUCUCACUGAAUGUUGAAAGCACAGUACUUGCACGCACAUAUUGCUGGAAUUGUCAUGAUACGUCAAGGCAGGGCGAAAUUUGUAAUACUGAAUUACGGUUGGGA